AUGCCAUCAAAGGGCACGAGGCGCAAAGGCCCGCCCAGCUCAAACUUUCUCUUCGUCAAUGAGGAUGCCACGACGGUCACUCGUGUUAGCAAGGACCGGGACCUGGGUCGAGAAAAGCAGAGCCAUGUACAGCGUCAAUACUUUGCUAGACGUCGGUUGGACAAGAAAGACGAGCAUCUCGAGGUCUACUUGGAUUCUAGCCAGGCUGAGAACGAUGCAUGUGUAGACCAGGGGACCGAAAGUCCGACUGCUGCUCUCAGACACCGUUUUCCAAACCUAGUCUUUCACCUCCCAGAACCAAGCCACUCAGAUAUCGCCAAUCUUGGCUCGCUGCAGCUGGAUGCCGAAGCGAACACCACAUCUGAUCGCCCAGAUUUCGAGGCCGGCACAGAUGACAGCCUGCAGGUCCACCACUACAGACGCAGACCUGGCACCUUCCCCUCCACUUUGUCUUCCCUCUCCAACAUCGACGACCGAUACACUCGGGAUGCCUUCGAAAUCGCCCUCAAUAGCCCACUGCGCUCUUCAUUUCCACACCCUCUGCUCGCUACCUCCUCCUUCGGUCCCCUUUCCGUCCUCUCGCAAUGGGCGCCACCACUCAUGCAAUACUGGACGACCGUCCUCAUGCGCGAGAAGUUCUAUCACGACACACGUGGCCUACCCCUCUCGCGGCUGCGCCACGCUCCCGCCAUUCACGCUGAGAUGCAGGAUGCCAUGUCUGCCCCUUCGCACCUAUACAGUCUCCUAGCCGCCGUUUCCAUACAAAUGCUGGUCCGAGAAGGCCGACUUUUCCUCCCCUCUCUCCGCGUCAGCGAAGUCGACCAUGUACGCAUUCCGCUGUACUUCAAAACCCGCGCUAUCGAAUCGCUUCGAGCCUCACUUGCCUCCGGGCCCAUCACCCACAAUACAGUCCUUGUUGUGCAUCGCUUGAUGAUAGUGGCAUACUUCACCGAUGCAUAUGAGGCAGCCAUUCCACACUUUGACGCUAUGCUGCGCAUGAUCAACGUCCUCGGCGGCCCCACCACCUUCAGCGACUACUUCAUCGAAAGCAAGAACCUUCUGCACUGGUCCGCCUCGCUCAAACGCCUGACCAAGCCUGCCCUCGCUCUAGACUGGGACCCCGGCGCCGGUCCCGAAGACAUCCGCUUCAUAGUCGCCCUGCUCCGACGCACCACCAAAGACCGUCUCGCCACUGGCUUCAUCCCACUCGUCACCGCCGGCAUCCUCGCGCCGAGCCUCCAUCAACUGGCACAAGAGCUAGCUGACCUUCUGCGCUUCGAGCAAUACAUUGAAGCACACGCACAAGCCCGAGACACUACCACCAAUGCGGCCUACGACGGCAUCAGCAGUAGUGGCCCAGCCCGUUUCCGCUGGGCCGCCCGCCGCCACGUCGCCCUGGGCUAUCGCCUUCUCGCCUAUGACACGAACAACGACGACAACGACGGUGAGGCCGGCGGGCCAACCUCCGCCCUUCCGGGAUCCGACAACUUCCUCAACGAAGCCUUGCGCAUCGCUCUCGUCUUCGCCGUCGCACUCACCCGCUCCCCUGACUCCGGCCGGCGCUGCGCCAGCAAGGCAGCAUAUCGCUUGCGCGCUGUGCUGGAGGGUCGACCCUCAGCCUCCUCAUCGGCCUCGUCCUCGUCGUCAAGCUUCGCGUUCGCGUCUGUAUUACCGCGCCAAACAGCAUCCCAUGGCCGCCAGCCCCACCAAUCAGGGCGGCUGCAGCCACAGCCACAGCCACACUUCCUCCACCAGCCCUACAGAACCAUCCUCUCGAACUGGCGCGCCCACCUCCCCGCCCUCCUCUGGGUCGCCGUCACGGGCGGCCUCACGGCGCGGCCGCACACGGCGGACCACGCUUGGUUUGGGAGAUUGGUGCGGGUUUGCGCUGCUGAGAUGGCGUUGUGGGAUUUGAACCCUGAAUCUGAGUCUGACUCGGAGAGGGAGGGGCAGGGGCAUGGCCAGCGGGAGAUCGAGAUUGAGGGGAAAAGGGAUCGGGAAGGGGAGGGGGAAGUGCAUAGGGACAGGGACAGGGACAGGGACAGGGACAGGGACAUGGACAUGGAGGCGUGGAAGGGCUCGGAGGAGGAGGAAAGAGAAAGGGAAAGGGAAUUGGAAAGGCAGGUACAGGCGCUGGAGAGCGUGCUGGGUACGUUCAUCUACGAGCCGGAAUUGCAGAGGGGGAGACUGGUCGAGUUCUGGGGGAGGUUUAGUGGGAGGGCGAAGAGGGCGAAGAAGACGGGGCUUGGUGGUGGGUGA
Messenger RNA from Cyphellophora europaea CBS 101466, 2259 nucleotides. RefSeq lists its product as uncharacterized. Lineage: Eukaryota; Fungi; Ascomycota; Eurotiomycetes; Chaetothyriales; Cyphellophoraceae. The coding region runs from base 1 to 2259 and encodes 752 amino acids. The transcript has 2 exons. The record is from RefSeq and is a predicted model, not a curated record.